This is a messenger RNA of Thyridium curvatum, 4422 nucleotides long. RefSeq lists its product as uncharacterized. The record is from RefSeq and is a predicted model, not a curated record. Gene Ontology annotation, biological process: endocytosis; endosomal transport. The transcript has 3 exons. Gene Ontology annotation, cellular component: cytoplasm; plasma membrane. Bases 1 to 4422 code for a protein of 1473 amino acids. NCBI's taxonomy places the organism in Eukaryota, Fungi, Ascomycota, Sordariomycetes, Thyridiales, Thyridiaceae. Gene Ontology annotation, molecular function: calcium ion binding; protein binding.
AUGUAUUCCGGCUCCAACUCCUAUAUGGGUGGCAACAGCCUCCGGCCCGGACCCCAGCAGUAUGGAAGCUCGUUUGGCCCAGGAGCUGGGCAGCAGCAGCCUCAACAGCAGCAACCCAGCCCAUUCGCUCCCCAGCCGACGGGGUUCGGGCAGGCCCCUCUGCAGCAGCAGUUCACCGGCUACCCGGGCAUGCAACAGCCUCAGCCGACAGGCAUGCAGCAACCGCAGGCUCAGGGCCAGUUGCAGCCCCAAUACACCGGCUUCCCCGGGCAGGCGCCUCAACAGCAGAGCUUCCAGACGGGUGCCCCUCCGAUGCCCCCUAUUCCCCAGCAGUUCCAGUCGCAGUUCCAGCAGCAGCAGGCACAGAAGUCGCCGAGCCCUUUCGCACCCGCCUCGGGCCCGUCGCAAGCACCUCCUGCGCCGCCCAUGAAGCCGCAGCCGACCGGCUUCACUGAGAUGGCUGCUUCCUUCCACACGGGCGCAGCCUCGAAGCCCCAAGAACCCGCCGCACGCAAAUCCACCAACAAGAUCCCCAACAUUCGGCUCUCGUUCAUCAAUGCCGGAGACCAAUCCAAGUUCGAGUCUCUCUUCAAGUCUGCGGUGGGCGAUGGGCAGACGACCAUGUCUGGAGAGAAGGCGAGGGACCUGCUGCUCACCUCCCGGCUCGAUGGGGAUGCGCUCUCCCACAUCUGGACAUUAGCGGAUACUACGAGAUCUGGCCAGCUGCACUUCCCCGAGUUUGCCCUCGCCAUGUAUUUAUGCAACCUCAAGCGCACGGGCAAGUCGCUGCCUCCAACACUACCUGAAAACAUCAAGAACGAGGUGUCGAGCAUGGUGGACAUUAUCAACUUUAGUGUUGUUGAGGAUGCUUCGGGCGGCCCUAGUUCACCGGCUGGCAAUGCCCCUGACUUCACGCGCCAGAAUACGGCAACACCUCCGACUAUCCAGCACCCGCAGCCCCAGCAGUCUAACUCGCAGCUUCUGCAGACACAGAUGACUGGGUUUCCGCAACAACAGACCGGUUUCAUGGGCCAAUCCCAAGGCUUGCAGUCUCAGCCGACUGGCUUUGCUGGCAUGCAGAACCCACAAGCCGCUGGUUAUUCCGGACCUCGCCCACCUAUGCCACCAAUGCCCACGGGAUUCGGUUCAAACCUCGGGCCUAACAGUGGCGGCAUGGCUGCGCCGCUCAAUGCUCAACCAACGGGAAGGCCGGGACAAUGGGGACUGGUCAACACUCCCUCUACCGGACUGCCCAACAUUGAUGCGCUUCAGGCCCGUAUGAUGCCACAGACAGGCCGAGAGCAGGGUAGUUUUACCACUUCUGGCCUGCAGGGCAAUGCAGUCAUUCCCUGGGCCAUCACCAAAGAUGAAAAGACCAGAUAUGACUCGCUUUUCAGAGCAUGGGACGGGAUGGGCAAAGGCUAUAUCGCUGGCAGCCAAGCUAUUGAGAUCUUGGGCCAGAGUGGCCUGGAAAAGUCUGAUCUUGAGCGCGUCUGGACUUUGGCCGACAAUGGCAACAAGGGCCGACUCGAUCUCGAUGAAUUCGCCGUGGCCAUGCAUCUGAUCUACCGAAAGCUGAAUGGCUACCCCAUCCCAGCGCGGCUCCCUCCCGAGCUGGUCCCACCUUCAACGAGGAACUUCAAUGAAUCCAUCGGCACGAUCAAGAACAUGCUUUCUCAGGAGUCUGACUUUAGAAAGAACUCUGGGGCUGCUCUGCUUCCCCAGAAGACUGGCGUGAGCUACCUGAAGAGCCACUCCUUCAGAGGAGCUGGCGCAGGUGCGGCAGGUGGUCGAAAAGAUGCUACAGUCUACAAGAACAAUGAUGAGGCUGUUGGAUACCGAUCUAGUGCCCGCCGUAGAGUUGGAGGUGGCUCACCUCGACCCGAUUCUCCGGCUUCUGUUACCUCCAAUGAUGAGCUCACUCUGGACCAGCUGAGGAAGAAGAUUAAGGAAAAACAGGUUCUAUUGGACGCAAUGGACUUCAAGGAUGAGAAGGACGCAGAAGAGGAUGACAUGCUUGACAGGCGCGACCGUCGCGAGGCUGACGAGCUCUACCGUCGCAUCAGGAGAAUUCAGGAGGAUAUCGAUUCUCACCCGGAUGCCGCCCUCAUCAGUGGAGACUCUGAUGCUGAGCGCCGAGCACUCAAACGCCAGCUUCAGAACCUCACUGACAAGAUCCCUGAGCUCGCCUCUCAGGUUAGGAAGACCGAGAAGGCCAUUGCCGAGGCCAGGCUGGAGCUUUUCCGGCUCAAGGAUGCCAAGGCGCACCCUAACAGCGCUUCUGCCAUUGUCGGAACUGGUCCUGGUGGUGUAGUGACCGAAUCUGAUCGGGUCAAGGCACGCGCCAAAGCUAUGAUGCAGCAGCGAACUGCGGCGCUUACCGGCAAGAAGAUCGAUACCAGCCUUGACGAUGCAGACGCCCCGAAGCGACUGGAGGAGGAGAACAUCAAGAUCCGGACCGAAAAGGAGAACAACGAACGCAUGGUCAGGGACGUCGAAGACAGUGUGCGAGACUUUGCGCGCGGUAUUGAAGACAGCUUGAAGGAAGGCGGACAGAGCUCGUCAAAUGAGCACGAGCGACGGAGAUGGGAGGAUGCUCUGGGUGUGGAGGACGACGUGAGAGAUUUCAUCUUUGAGUUGCAGCGAUCAAGUCGUUCCAAUCGCAUCCGUGCCCAAGAUCGCCGCAGCGAGCGACCUGCAGAGCGAGCGGAACCUGCGAGGGUUGAAUCAUCGCCAGCCCCCCGGCACGAUGGCACCGCCUCAUCCUCUCGCUCGGGAACUCCCAGUGCUGGAGGCGGUAGCUACUCGUCGUACAAGACCGCUGAAGAGCGAGCUGCCUUCAUUAAGCAACAAGCCGAGCAGCGUAUGGCCGAGAGACUUGCCGCGCUUGGCAUCAAGGCACCCAGCAAACCCGGCGAGACAGCUGCUCAGAAAAUGGAACGUGAGCGAUCUGAGCGUGCGGCGAAGCUUCGCCAGGCCGAGGAGGAAGAUGCAAAGCGAGAGGCCGAGAGGCAAGCAAGACUUGCGGAGGAGCAAGGCGUGCCCCCUCCCGCGGUCACCUCUCCCAAGAACGAGAACAAGAAGCCGCCUCCGCCACCCAGUCGCCAGGCUGGACGUGACGCAUCCAAGCAUGCCGAAGAAGAGGCUGCGGCCAAGAAGGCCGAAGAAGAACGCCUCGCCCGAGAGCAUGAAGAACAACAACGUGCGACUCAGCAGAUGGAGGCAAGUGCUAGAGAUCAGGAAGACGAUCUCGCGCGCGAGCGGGAGGCCGCUGAUGCUCGCCUCAAGGCCCUGGAGGAGCAGGUCAGACAGGGUAAGCUUAAGAAACAGGAGGAGAAGCAGAAGAAGAAGGCAGCGAUGGCGGAAGCCAAGGAGAAGGAGGCCAAACUUGCUGCUCGCCGCGCGGAGAUUGAAGCUGCCAAGCAGCGCGAAGCCGAGCUGCAGCGCCAAUUGGCAGCUAUGGACGACGAUGACAGCUCUUCGGACGACGAGGGCCCGCAACAGAUUACUCCUCAGGCCUCGACGCCUACCGUCGGAGGCAGUCAGAUUGGCAGUCACGAUGUUGAACCCAGGCAGAGCCCUCCAGCACCCCCGGUCGUGGCCCCGCCCACCGUUGUGACCAGCCCCCCCGACGAGAAGCCCGAGAGCCGCAAUCCUUACUUCAGGAUGAUGUCCCAAUCUUCUACCGAUUCGGCACCAGCGCCAGCUGCACACCCUGCUGCUCCCCAGACCGAGGCUUCUACCAACCCGUUCCACCGCAUGACCCAACAGCCUGCCGCGGUCCCCCCGGCACCGCCAGCUGGACCCAUCUCGCGGAAGCGCGGUGAUGAUGAUGACGACGGAUGGGGUUCCGACAAGGACGAAGACGAGGAGGACUCGGAUGACGAUAGACCCGGCGGCUCGAGCGCUGCCGCCCUCGCCUCCAUCCUCUUCGGCACCAUGGCUCCUCCUCGCCCGCUCUCCGCAACGGGAGACAAGGCGGCGUCCCCGUCUCCUGUCACCUCGCCGACAGCUCCUCCUCCAGCCCCGGCACUGCCUGCAGCCCCCGAGGCGUCAGACACAGCAGCCCCUUCUGCGCCGCCACCUCCUCCGCCAAUGCCGACGGACAGCCCAAGCUCUGCGCCGCCUCCGCCUCCUCCUCCACCCAUGCCGACCGGCAGCCCGAGCUCGGCUCCUCCUCCGCCGCCUCCCAUGCCGCCGACUGGAGCUCCUUCAGCACCUCCCCCACCACCGCCACCAAUCCCGGGCAUGGCACCGCCUCCUCCGCCGCCGCCGCCACCGGCUGCUGGUGACGCUCCUGCCCCGCCGGCCGGUGGACGCCCUGCCGGUUUCCUGGGCGAGAUCCAGGCUGGCAAGAUGCUCAAGAAGACCACCACCAAGGACAAGAGCCAGGCGGCUGUGGCGGGUCGGGUGCUGGAUUAA